AUGAGAAAAGCCAUAGUCUUAUUUGCUUUACUAGCUCUGGGCUACUGCACAUAAAAUCCUUUGUUCUUAAAUGAAACAUACACUACUGGACUCAUAAAUAUUGGUAAGGACAGUGAUAUUUUCUAUUGGCACUUUGAAUCUAGAAGAAAUGCCACUGCUGAUCCUUUGGUCAUUUGGUUGACUGGUGGUCCUGGUUGCUCUUCUGAACUAGCUCUUUUCUUAGAAAAUGGUCCUUUCACUGUUAAUGACAAUUAAACAUUAGAUAGCAAUCCUUAUUCUUGGAAUAAUCAAGCUAAUCUUGUUUUUGUUGACCAACCUGUUGGAACUGGUUUCUCAAAAGCUGCCAACGAUGAAUUAGUAAGAAAUGAAGAUGAAGUUGCCGAAGAUUUCUAUGCUUUCCUCCUCGGAUUCUUGCAAUAAAAUCCUUAAUACAUAGGAAGACCUCUCUUCUUAACUGGUGAAUCAUAUGCAGGACACUACAUUCCUGCUAUUGGUGCAGAAUUAGCCAAAUAAAAAAAUCCCAAAAUUAAUUUAUAAGGUCUUGCUAUUGGCAAUGGAUGGGUCACUCCUAAAUUGUAAAAUCCUGCUUAUGGUACUUAUGCUUACGAAAAUAAGUUAAUCUCAGGAUUAUAAUACUAUGCUUUCACUAAACCUGUUUUGGCAACUUGCGAAGCUUUGAUUUCUAUCAAUGCUCCUCUUUCUCUUACUAACACUGUUUGUGGUUUAGGUUAUUAGUCAAUAGUUGGCUUUGGUCAAACUCCCAAGUUCAAUGUUUAUGACAUUAGAAAGUAAUGCCUCGGUUCAUUAUGCUAUAACAUGACAAACCUUGACAAUUUCUUAGCCAGAAAUGACGUCAAGUCAGCUCUAGGUGUUUCAGGUAGAACUUGGUAAGAGUGCUCAAACACUGUUUAUGCUGCUCUUUCUCAUGAUGAAAUCGUCAAUCUUGCUGAUAAGGUCGCUUAUGUUCUUGAAAGUGGAAUUAAGGUUUUAGUAUACAGCGGUGAUUAAGAUUUCUAAUGCAAUUACCUUGGAGGUAUCGCAUGGACUGACUCAAUGAAAUGGUCUCACUAAACUGAAUUCUAAAAUGCUAAAUAUUCUGAUUACAAAUUAAAUGGAUAGGCAGCUGGUAAAUUUAAGAAAGCUGAGAAUUUAGAGUUCCUCAUUGUUUACUAAGCCGGACAUUAAGUUCCCAUGGAUUAACCUUAAUUUGCUCUCUAUAUGAUUAACUCUUUUAUUUCCAGUUGA
Messenger RNA from Tetrahymena thermophila SB210, 1245 nucleotides. RefSeq names its product serine carboxypeptidase family protein. Gene Ontology annotation, biological process: proteolysis. Lineage: Eukaryota; Ciliophora; Oligohymenophorea; Hymenostomatida; Tetrahymenidae. The record is from RefSeq and is a predicted model, not a curated record. The transcript has 3 exons. Gene Ontology annotation, molecular function: serine-type carboxypeptidase activity.